AUGACAUGUGGGUUUUGUGGGGCUGCUAACCACAUGGAAGAUAAUUGUUGGAAGAAAGGGCAAGUUCGAAAAUGCUACCGAUGUGAUAGUGCUGAGCACCUGAUUGCUCAGUGCCCUCACCUACCAAAAGAAGGAAAUUUGCCAAGGGCAGAAGGGAACACUUCUAAGCCAAUCAAUGUAACGGGUAUGGAGGUUGGUGGACCUAGUGAUAUUGGUGGACCUAACAAUACCGGUGGAUCUAGCGGUGCCGGAGUAAGAGCUACGGGUGUAGGUGGGCCGGUGAAUCGGUGGUGCGCCGACGAGUCCUUAGAUAUCAGAAGAGGGUCGGGGAACCCUAUAGGCUAUAUUCUCCCUUCGGCCAAAUGA
Molecule: messenger RNA, 366 nt
Organism: Coffea arabica (coffee)
Lineage: Eukaryota; Viridiplantae; Streptophyta; Magnoliopsida; Gentianales; Rubiaceae
Source: RefSeq, a predicted model, not a curated record